ACCGGAAGUUGCGGUUGCCAUGUAAUAUCCUGGGCUCGCGGGCGCGCGAGUGACUGAGGCGGCGCCGGGGAGGGCGCGGAGUUUGCCAGCGGGUGGUGCGGGCGGCACCAAUAGGGACCGCUGAGGCACGCGAGGGCUUGGUGACUCCCGGAAAGGCUGUGACUUGAGCGGGGCCAGCGGUUUCCUCACAGUCCGGGCGGGAGGCCCGAAAGCGAGAGGCAGGCAGCAUGUCGGUGGCCGGGCUGAAGAAACAGUUCUACAAGGCGAGCCAGCUGGUCAGCGAGAAGGUUGGGGGCGCAGAGGGGACCAAGCUGGACGAUGACUUCAAGGAGAUGGAGAAGAAGGUGGAUGUCACCAGCAAGGCCGUGGCGGAAGUGCUGGUCAGGACCAUCGAGUACCUGCAGCCCAACCCAGCCUCCCGGGCCAAGCUGACGAUGCUGAACACGGUGUCCAAGAUCCGGGGCCAGGUGAAGAACCCCGGCUACCCGCAGUCGGAGGGGCUGCUGGGCGAGUGCAUGGUCCGACACGGCAGGGAGCUGGGCGGCGAGUCCAACUUCGGGGAUGCCCUGCUGGACGCAGGGGAGUCCAUGAAGCGCCUGGCGGAGGUGAAGGACUCGCUGGACAUCGAGGUCAAGCAGAACUUCAUUGACCCCCUGCAGAACCUGUGCGACAAGGACCUGAAGGAGAUCCAGCACCACCUGAAGAAGCUGGAGGGCCGUCGCCUGGACUUCGACUACAAGAAGAAGCGGCAGGGCAAGAUCCCCGAUGAGGAGCUGCGCCAGGCCUCGGAGAAGUUCGAGGAGUCCAAGGAGGUGGCCGAGACCAGCAUGCACAACCUGCUGGAGACCGACGUGGAACAGGUAAGCCAGCUCUCCGCACUGGUGGACGCGCAGCUGGACUACCACCGGCAGGCCGUGCAGAUCCUGGAGGAGCUGGCCGAGAAGCUCAAACGCCGGGUCCGGGAGGCCUCCUCGCGCCCCAGGCGGGAGUACAAGCCCAAGCCCCGGGAACCCUACGACCUAGGAGAGCCCGAGCAGUCCAACGGGGGCUUCCCCUGCGCCCCAGCCCCCAAGGCCACAGCAGCUCCGUCGUCAUCGUCUUUCCGAUCUUCUGACAACAAGCCCAUCCGGACGCCUAGCAGGAGUAUGCCCCCUCUGGACCAGCCGAGCUGCAAGGCACUGUACGACUUUGAGCCCGAGAACGAUGGUGAGCUGGGCUUCCACGAGGGCGACGUCAUCACGCUCACCAACCAGAUCGACGAGAACUGGUACGAGGGCAUGCUGCACGGCCAGUCGGGCUUCUUCCCGCUCAGCUACGUGGAGGUGCUCGUGCCGCUGCCGCAGUGACCAGCGCUCGCGCAGGCCGGCCACAACCACACCAAGGUGCUCACGGAAACACUAACUUCCUCCCCCAGGGCCCGGCCUGGCCACUGCCGCUGCCGCCUUAGCGGGCACGGCUGACCCGGCCUGGCUGCCACCCUGGGGUUCUGACUCCUCCCAGCCCGUUGCUGGCGAUGGGCCACAGCCCACAGGGGACCCCCAGCACAUACGUCCCCUGCCCUGCCUGCACCUCACCCUCUCCUGGGCAGCCGGGGGCCCCCCAACCUCCAGCCUGCACCAGCCACCCCUAUGGCCGCCAGCUCCCACCCCUGCGACACCACCAGCUGCAGGGACCACGGCCCGGCCUCUCCCCCAAAGUCAUGCACAGGAGCUCUGAGAGCGAAUGUCCCCAGGCUCCAGCUGCCAGCACCUCCCACAGCUGCAGUCAGCCCUGUCCCCUGGGACCCAGGCGGACUGGCAGGGUGCCCACACCAUGGAACCCCCGCUGGCUUCUCCCUCUCCUAUUCCAAAGGCCAGCAGCCUCGGGGCACUCGAGCUGGCCACCAUGAAACAUUCCCUCCACCAGGGACCCACACAGCCCCUGGCACCCAGGCUCUGCCCUGCCCCCACCCCGACUCCAUCACACUGGGGUGCGUACCCCAGCCUGGCCUGCAGCCAGGGUGAACAGAAAUGUACUCCUGACUUUUUUAAAAAGAAGUAUUAAAUGUGUCUUUCUACA
This is a messenger RNA of Cavia porcellus (domestic guinea pig), 2058 nucleotides long. It is a transcript of the gene Sh3gl1, whose product is annotated as SH3 domain containing GRB2 like 1, endophilin A2. Gene Ontology annotation, cellular component: cytoplasm; glutamatergic synapse; presynapse. The transcript has 10 exons. Gene Ontology annotation, biological process: synaptic vesicle uncoating. The coding region runs from base 228 to 1346 and encodes 372 amino acids. NCBI's taxonomy places the organism in Eukaryota, Metazoa, Chordata, Mammalia, Rodentia, Caviidae. The record is from RefSeq and is a predicted model, not a curated record. Gene Ontology annotation, molecular function: protein binding.